Molecule: messenger RNA, 1935 nt
Organism: Thermothielavioides terrestris NRRL 8126
Lineage: Eukaryota; Fungi; Ascomycota; Sordariomycetes; Sordariales; Chaetomiaceae
Exons: 3
Coding region: 1-1935 (644 amino acids)
Biological process (GO): secondary metabolite biosynthetic process
Molecular function (GO): flavin adenine dinucleotide binding; oxidoreductase activity, acting on CH-OH group of donors
Source: RefSeq, a predicted model, not a curated record
AUGGCUCGCAUAUCUGCCGUUCUCGCCGCGGUGCUGGCGUUGAACCCGUGCCUUGGCGCAGCAUUCCCUCGGAGGCUUCUUGCCUCCAAAAUUCCCACCAGAGAUGUCCAAGAGGCCUAUGAUUACGUCGUAAUCGGAGGCGGCACGGCCGGCCUCACAGUCGCCGACCGACUGACCGAGGAUGGCAAGACCACAGUGCUUGUAGUCGAGUAUGGCGAGCUAAGCAAUUCGUCAUCAAUCACGACGGUGCAGGGCGGCUUCAUGGGCAUGUCCGAUACGGAACUGCUGUACAACAUCAACUCCGUACCGCAGACGAAUCUGCGCAACAGGAGCAUAGCCGUGCUGGCGGGCAAGGUGGUCGGUGGCAGCUCCGCCGUCAAUGCGAUGAUGACGGUGAGGGGCACUGCCGAGGACUACGACCGCUGGGGUGACUUCUUCGGUUCUGAUUCUCACUGGAGCUGGCGCGGGUUGCUGCCCUAUUUCAAGCGGGCCCUGAACUUUGUGCCUCCGGAUGAAGACGUGGCGAAAUCGGCCAACAUCACGUACGACACCAGGUUCUGGGGCAACACCUCAGGCGUGUACGCCGGGUGGCCGUCGUUCCAAUACCCCGGCACGACGGCCCAGUUGGACGCUUUCAGGGGCAUGCCGGGCGUUCCGUUCGUCAACGACAGCGGGUCUGGCGAGCCCGGCGUCUACUGGUUCCCGACCUUCAUGGAUCCCAAGCUUGUGGAGCGCUCAUAUGCCAGGACCGGGCAUUAUGAUAAUAAGGCAGCAAACCGGACCAACUAUCACUUGGUGACGGGUUCCAAGGUCACCAGAAUUAUCCUCAACGGCACUGUCGCCACUGGCGUCUCAUUUGUGCCGGUCACUUCGCUAUCGACAAAUCAGACCGUCCUCCCGACAAAUCAAACCGUCCUACCAACGACAGUGAAGGCGCGAAAGGAAGUCAUCCUCGCCGCGGGCGGCAUCCACAGCCCCCAGGUCCUCCAGCUCAGCGGGAUCGGCCCUCGGAAGCUUCUCGACUCGGCCAACAUCACCACGGUGGUCGAUCUGCCAGGCGUUGGCGCCAACUUCCAAGACCACGGCAUGAUCUUCGCGGCGUGGCAGUACCAGAACUACAGCAUCCACCCGUCGCCGGACGACCUCUUCCUCAACGACACCUUCGCGGCCUGGGCCUCCGCGGUCUGGUCCGCCAACCGCACGGGCCCCAACUCCAUCGCCAUCGGCAAUGCCGCCGCCUGGCUGCCCUUCCCCGUCAUCUCCCCGCGGGCCGCCAACCUCUCCGCCGCCCUGGCAGCCCAGAACCACACCGCCUACCUGCCCCCAGACACCGACCCCACCGUCGCAGCCGGCUACCGCGCGCAGAUGCUCGCCCUGGCCGCCGCGCUGACAAGCAACCGCACAGCCUUCUACAGCCUCGCGAUCUCGGGCGGCGCCGUGAGCGGCGGCUCGCUGGUGGCGCUGCACCCGCUGAGCCGGGGCACGGUCGCGCUCAACGCGACGGACCCGCGCGGCAGCGAGCCGCUGGUCGACUACCGCGCGCUGGCCAACCCGCUCGACGCGGCCGUCAUGGCCGACAUGCUGCGCUUCACGCGCGCGUACCACCUGGCCAACCCCCGCACGGCCGCGUGGAACGCCACCGAGCUCGCGCCGGGCAAUGCCACGGAGACGGAUGAACAGUUUGUGGAGUACCUUGCCGAAGCGCUCAGCCCGAGCGAGUUCCACCCGUCGGGCACGUGCGCGAUGCUGCCGCGGGAGCUGGGCGGGGUGGUGGAUGAGGAGCUGCGGGUGUAUGGCGUGACGGGGCUGCGCGUCGUGGACGCGUCGGUCUUCCCCACGCUGCCCGGGGCGAAUACCUGCCAGACGGUGUAUGCGGUGGCCGAGAAGGCCGCGGAUCUGAUACGGUACGGCCCUGCGGGCUUGCUAAAGGACUGA